Messenger RNA from Octodon degus (degu), 2430 nucleotides. It is a transcript of the gene Tafa5, whose product is annotated as family with sequence similarity 19 member A5, C-C motif chemokine like. Gene Ontology annotation, molecular function: receptor ligand activity; G protein-coupled receptor binding. Gene Ontology annotation, biological process: G protein-coupled receptor signaling pathway. The record is from RefSeq and is a predicted model, not a curated record. The transcript is spliced from 4 exons. NCBI's taxonomy places the organism in Eukaryota, Metazoa, Chordata, Mammalia, Rodentia, Octodontidae. Bases 80 to 457 code for a protein of 125 amino acids.
GCACCCGGCGGGGCGCUGAUGCGGCGCCUGGACCUUCGCUGCGCGGCUUCGGAGGCGUCGGCCGAGCGGGCACUCCGCGAUGCAGCUCUUGAAGGCGCUCUGGGCACUCGCAGGGGCCGCGCUCUGCUGCUUCCUCGUCCUGGUGAUCCACGCGCAGUUCCUCAAAGAAGGUCAGCUGGCCGCCGGCACCUGUGAGAUUGUGACUCUGGACCGGGACAGCAGUCAGCCGCGGAGGACAAUUGCCCGGCAGACGGCUCGCUGCGCAUGCAGAAAGGGGCAGAUCGCGGGGACCACGAGGGCACGGCCCGCCUGUGUGGACGCACGCAUCAUCAGAACGAAGCAGUGGUGUGACAUGCUCCCCUGCCUGGAGGGGGAGGGCUGUGACCUGCUCAUCAACCGGUCCGGCUGGACGUGCACACAGCCUGGAGGGCGGAUAAAGACGACCACGGUCUCCUGACACACGCAGCCCCCGCGGGCCCAGCAGUGGUCUCGGCUCCCUGGAGAGCCCGCACCUCGGCCAAGGUCAUCCUCCUCUGUGGAUGUCACCGAGCUCCACACCUGCCUGCCGGCUCCUACGGCCUGGUCCUGACGGCCUCGUUCCUGGCACUCAGCGCCCUGGUCUCUCUGGCUGAACCCAGGAGACUGGGACUUGGACACACAGGUGAGGGCGGCACAGGGCAUCAGUGGUCUGCGGCCCGGGGCGCCCAGCCGCGCCCCACCUGCAGCAGUCGCGCUGACCUUGGCGCAGGAGAACAAGGACCAGGAGGAAGCUGCCGUCCCGCCAGCUGAGCCAGGACACCUUCCAGGAGUGUCGGGCGCUGGAGUCGCCACCUCUUGGGCCCCAGACUGUCUGAAUCACUUUUAUUUUCUUAUACUUUCAGUAUACUCAAUAGACCAAAGAGCAAAAUCUAUUUUAACGUGGACGCACCCCUACUGUCUGAGUCCUGGGACAGCGUGGGUGGGAGGGCACGGGCCGAGGCUGCCUUGGAGAGGACGGGGUGCCCACGACUGAGGCCCUGCCUCACAUGCGGAGUCACACCCAGGAGGAUGGCGAGUGGAGGAGGACAGCGCCACGGCAACCCUGCGGGACCCAGCGGGGACACAGCCGGGGACAGCCGCCACGCGGACGGCGUGGACCCUGGGGGACACGGACCCACUCCUUCUCCAUGCUUAGACCGACUCGAUCGUACUAAAAUCACUUUCUGUUUUAACCACUUAAACAUGCCUCUUCUUCAGCUCCAUGUCUGAUAGUUGGAUAAUCCAGUAUUCGCCAAGAGCAUGUUGGUCUCCCGUGACUGCUGUCUCAUCCGAUACGCCAUUUAGCUCCAGAAAGCAAAUUAAAGGAAACUGAAGUAACACUUGUUUGAAAGAGAUCAUUAAAUGUAUUUUGCAAAGCCUAAAGUUAUAUAUUUAACAGUUUUUAUAUGUUGUAUAUUUGUAGAAAAUCCUAUUUAACCAUUAAUGUGGCAGCCUGGUCGUCCCCUGGUCAUCCCCUGCUUUGGGGCCCGGCCCUGCGGUUCCCAGAGACACUGUGGGGUGGGCUGCAUGGGGCCCAGGGCCAGGCAGGCAGGGCAGGACUCCAGGAGGCAGCUGAGGGCCAUGGGCCCGAGCCCUGUCGGCCCCCGGCCAGCGCCCGGAGACCGGGCUUCUCUGCUUGGUUUGGGUUGGUGGCUGAAGCCCUUGGUCUGUGGCUCGGGCAGUGGUGGUCAGGCCUGUUGCAGAAGCUUCUCUUUCUCCCCUGUACCACCCAUAGGUCUCGAGGCCCAUGUGUGCUCGGUUCCUCCUUCUACAGUGCUGUCCCCUCAGCCCAGAGUGUCCGCAGGGGACAUCACGGAGGCAGGGUGGGCGGUGGCAUGGGCCCAAGACACCAUCCUCCGAGUGCUCCUGCCCGGUGGGGCUGGCAGCGGGGCUGGCGGAGGGCAAGGGGCAGGGAUGCCCACCUGCCCUGCCGAGAGCCCCCGCUUCCUUUCCUUUAUUUUCCUGACUUCUGCUAAAGUAUACUACCUACGAGUCCAAUUAACACGAGUAUUAUGCCAGAUCUAUGCUAAUGAAAAAGUAAAAAAAAAACCAUAUAACUGCAGUACCUAGAUGCUGUCCCAGCAACGUGGACUAAAGAUGGGAGAGAAGGGCCCACUUGCCCAAGGCCUGGCCUCAUGGCUCUAAUCCUGCUUCCCCUUGGCAGCCGCACAGUGAGUGACGCGAUUCGUGCCGGACAGAAGGGCGGGGGCAUGGGUCCCCCACGGAGUGGGACCCGAAGCACACUGCCCUGCAACCCCCUCCGCCGGCUGGUCUCCCUCCUGCUCCGGGGCGGGAUACGAGGGCCCCUCACGUCCUCCUGCCAGCGCCCCACAGCCUCCCCCUCAGAUUCCUCUGAAAGCAAGUGUAGGCGUUCACUCCGGGGGGAGAGACCGGGAGAUUUCAGAUGUGACA